Penicilliopsis zonata CBS 506.65 is the source of this 1444-nucleotide messenger RNA. RefSeq lists its product as hypothetical. The record is from RefSeq and is a predicted model, not a curated record. Gene Ontology annotation, molecular function: S-methyl-5-thioribose-1-phosphate isomerase activity. NCBI's taxonomy places the organism in Eukaryota, Fungi, Ascomycota, Eurotiomycetes, Eurotiales, Aspergillaceae. The coding region runs from base 287 to 1444 and encodes 385 amino acids. The transcript is spliced from 3 exons.
UUUGUCUUCUGCAUUUCGCCACUUCUCUGCUGUCAUUAUUCAGAAUUAACCAAUUAACCGAACAGUGGACAGCUAUUGGGUGAGGGGUUCCACCUCUAUAAACCAUGCAUGCAUCUACCCCUCUAAAGAGAUGAUACGGAGUAAUACUUCCUUUUACGACACGAGGCUACAACUAUAUUAGUUAUCAGCAGAGAUAGAUUUUUUCCCUUCUCUCUCUCUCAUACGCUUUCUCAUCCAUCGAAAUCAAAAAUAUUUUUUUCAAAGAUUUACAGUUAUCGAAUUCAGAAUGAGCCUACAAGCUAUUAAAUACUCGAAUGGGCAGCUCCAUAUCUUAGAUCAACUGAAAUUACCCUUUGUGGAGGAGUAUAUUCCAAUCAGGACAGCCGAAGAAGGAUGGCAUGCAAUCAAGGAGAUGCAAGUGAGGGGCGCUCCAGCUAUCGCUAUAGUUGCUGCAUUAUCACUUGCAUCUGAACUUUCGAAACUUCUCACAGAUGAUGCAAUAACGACUAAUGCUGUCGAGGUUCAAAAUUUUAUUGUGGGAAAGUUACACUAUCUCAUUACGAGCAGACCAACUGCUGUCAACCUAAGUGAUGCCUGCCGGAAAUUGGAAAUUUCGGUAUCAGGAGAAGCAAAUCGACAUAAUGCAACCGGCCAAAGCGUGGCUCUGGUUUUUAUUCGAACAGCGGAAAGUAUGUUGGCGCAAGACCUAGAAGACAAUAAAAGUAUCGGAAACCACGGUGCCGAAUGGAUCAUAAAACAUGCGCUGUGGUCUGGAGAGUCACAAGCGACGGUUUUGACACAUUGCAACACUGGGUCCCUCGCAACAUCUGGCUAUGGGACAGCAUUGGGCGUAAUACGGUCGUUAGCGGAGAGUGACACUCUCCGCCACGUCUUCUGUACCGAAACAAGGCCCUACAACCAAGGUUCUCGUUUGACUGCGUUUGAGCUAGUUCAUGACCAUAUUCCCGCCACCUUGAUCACGGAUUCGAUGGCAGCAGCUCUACUUGCAAAGGAGGAUUCGAAAAUAAGCGCGAUCGUGGUUGGCGCGGACAGGGUAGCUGCCAACGGAGACACAGCCAACAAAAUUGGAACAUACAGCCUAGCUGUCCUGGCCAAGUAUCAUCAAGUGAAAUUUCUCGUUGCAGCCCCACGCACAACGAUUGACCUCGAAACAAAAUCAGGCAAGGAUAUCAUAAUUGAAGAACGCUCAGGCUCGGAAGUCACUAUGGUCAGAGGCCCUUGUGCAAAUAAAGGCGAUAUCAAAGAAACAAACGUCGAAACCAUAAGGAUUGCAGCAGAUGGGAUUAAUGUCUGGAAUCCUGCAUUUGAUGUCACACCUGCAACACUGAUUGAUGGUAUCAUCACUGAAGUUGGUGUUGUGGAGAAAAGCGACGACGGAACUUUUCACUUAGAUUCUAUAUUCGAGAGCUCUUCUCCUGUUUGA